This is a messenger RNA of Cuscuta epithymum, 431 nucleotides long. Lineage: Eukaryota; Viridiplantae; Streptophyta; Magnoliopsida; Solanales; Convolvulaceae. The record is from the annotation of a GenBank genome assembly.
UUCAAGGGGAAGUUGUCUCCGACGUGCAAGUUAUCGAGGAUCUGACUUUGAAUGUCGCCUCGUCCGCCGUAGUCCCCACCAAAUCUGGUGCUGUUGCCAAGGGAAGCACUCGCGCCGAUCGAGAUCCGGCUACCGGCCUGUAUGAGGUGACGGUGCGGUACCCGACCAAGGGCGGGCUUUUUAACGAGAAGGUGUCUGGCCACGACGUCUUGUUCCAGGCCAUUCCCGAUGCCGACAGGGAGUACCUGCGGCGGCAGAGCAAGGAUGUGCGCCUCUUCGAUGGCGGUUUGGACUACGUCGUCCAGGGGGCUUUUAUGCUGAUGGAGCAGCAGCGCCGGCAGGUGGAGGAGCUUGCUCGCCUUCGGGAGGCUGAGAAGAAAGCCGCUGCUGCUGACGAGGCGCUUUCCCAGUUAGAGCGGCUCCGAACUGAG